AUGGCAGACUCUGACAGAGACCAAGAGGACAGCCAUGCUUUCAGCCAGAGCAGAGAACCAGCCGUGAAAGACAAGAGGCGGUCACCCCCAUCUGACAGACCCCCUUCUGCCCCCCACACCAACCCCCACCACAGUGGGACCACCGACAGCCAGGACAGCCCCGAGAGAGUGGUGCAGAAGGAGCGGCUCCAUGCGGAGCUGAAACAGGUGCUAAGUUUAAAGAGGAGUCUUCUGAGAGAGUCCACCUGCCAACUAGCCCAACCUGAGAUGGACUUGCCCACCGAGGAACAGCGAGUGGUAGGAGAAAAACUGCAAAAGCAUUCCAUAGAAGAAAUCGUGGUGGAGACGGAGGCGGAGGCCGGAGCCAGUGGAUACAGUGUGACAGGUGGAGGUGAAAGAGGCAUCUUUGUCAAAGAUGUCCUCAAAGACUCGCCCGCCGCCAAACACCUCAGUCUGCAGCAAGGUGAUCAGCUGCUAAGCGCCAAAGUCUACUUUGACAAUGUGAAAUACGAAGACGCCCUGAAGAUCCUGCAGUGUGCAGAGCCGUAUAAGGUCAGCUUCCAGCUGAAGAGGACAGUCCCCAAGGAAGAGGUCGGUGUGCAUCCUGGGGCUCCCAGUGUGGAGGUUAAAGGACCCAAGGCCAAGAUAACCAAAAUGAGCGUCAAAAGCACCAAGCCUUUUAAGACCAAGAGGAAGAGAGGUGGCCGUUUUGGUCUGAAGAGGCUUAAAGAGAAGAAGAGCAGGGAGGAGCUGGUGAUCGAGGGAACUCCCCCCAGGCUGGAAACAGGUGACAUGGACGUGGAGUUUAGUCUCCCGACAUUCAAACAAAAAAGGAGCGCUAAGGCCACAGUGGAAAGUGCUAGAGGAGCUGCAGCCUUAGAGAAGAAAAAGAGCAAGAUCAGGUUUCCCCGUAUGAAAGUAAAGGGGUAUGCUGGUGCUGCAGCAGGAGGAAAAGUGGAAACUGAAAAACUGGAGGGGAAGGUAGAUAUCUCUUCACCUGACGUGUCUGGAGCUAAAGGGAAAUCCAAGGGGAAGGGACACAAGUUUGGAAUCACCUUUCCCAAGACCAAAAACACAAAGACUGACACAUCCUUUGCUACCAGUUCUGUGGAUCUGAAGCCGCCAGAUGCAAAAUUCCACCCACCAUCAGUAGAGUUCAGUUUCUCUGGCGACCUUGAUGGCAAUAUGGAGGUGGAGAAAGGGGAAGCAAAGUUGAGCACACCUGAUGUGAAGUUCUCACUUCCUUCUGGGAGAGCUGAUGCAUCUUUGCCCACUGGGGAAGGGAAAGCAAGAAUCAAGGCACCUAAAAUGGACAUCAAAGGAGGAGUGAAUGCAGCUGGGGCUGAGGGAAAAAUCAAAGUCCUAAAAGGGCGAGGGGAUGAUGAUGUUGGCAAAGGAGAUGGAAAGCUGAGAAUGCCAAAGCUAAAACUACCCAAAGUCAGACUUUCACGUCACUCUGACUGUGAUGAAGUAGAUGGUGACAUUAAGUUAAAAGUGAAAGACCCUGAAACAACAGGUUUGAAAAUACCCCAUAUUGACAUCACAGCUCCUGAGGUAGAUGUGGACUUCUCUUUACCCUCUAUGAAGGCAGGCGUGGAGGGGGAUAUCAAAGCCCCUGAGCCAAAGAUAAAGGGUGAGGUUGAUGUAGACCUCCCCAAAAUGCAUGUCACCAAACCAAAGACAGAGGGCAGUUUUGAGGGGAUCUCGGGGAAAGACCCAUCAAUUAAGAUGCCCUCUGUGGAUAUCUCUUUGCCAAAAGUGAAGGGAAAAUCCCACAUGGGAGUCUUCUUCCCACAGCAUGAGGCAGGUGGAAAGAUGGGAAUCCAAAUGCCUGCCAUCGACAUCUCUGUGCCUGAUGCCAAUCUGGGGUUGGAUACUGAGCGGAGAGUUCCUGAUGAGGUUGAAGGCCCCAAUUUCAAAGCCCCCAAUAUCGCCAUGCCAACAGUUGACAUCUCCUCACCCAAAAUGGAAUUGCCCAAAGUUGAGAUCAAUUGCCCGAAAGCUGGAGGGGGAAUCAGCUUGCCUUCUAUUGACAUUUCUCUCCCCAAGAUGAAAACACACGGAGAAGAAGAUGUUGAUAUGGAGCAUUUUGUUGGUGGAGAUGGGAAAUUCAAAAUGCCUGAUUUUGAUAUCUCUUACCCCAAAAUUAGGCAACCACGGGGAGAAGUUGAUAUCAAAGGACCAGAAAUCAAAGGAGGCUUCAAGUUGCCGAAAGUGGACCUGACUCUUCCCAAAGGCAAAGUUGAAAUUGACAUUGAAGAAGACAAAGGAGCAAAAUUUCAGGCACCACCCCUUGAUAUUUCUCUCCCUAAAAUGAAGACAGAUGAGGUGGAAGUCAACAUUGAAGGUCCAGAAGCAAAAGAUGGUAAAUUUAAAAUGCCAAAAAUUGACUUUUCCUUACCCAAAGGGAAAAUGGAAGGUGAUGUUGAGCUGGGAGGGAGUGCUGGGAUGGGAAGCAAAAUCGAAAUACCAACCUUUGAUGUUUCUUUACCAAAAGUAAAACAACCAGAGGGUCAUGUUGCUAUAGAAGGGGCAGACGUAAAGGCUAGUGGUAAAAUACAGGUGCCAUCUAUUGAUAUAUCCCUGCCAAAAGAAGAGGCAGAGAGAAAUUUUGAAAUAGAGGGACCAUCUACUAAGGGAGGCAGGUUUAAAAUGCCCUCUCUUAACAUCUCACUGCCAAAGAUGAGAGCAUCUGGUGGUGUGGUUGAUAUAGAAGGCCCUGAGAUCAAAGGAGGAGAAUUUGAUGUGCCAUCAGUAGACAUUUCAUUCCCAAAAACUAAAGCCAAGAGUGAGGUUGGCAUUGUGGAAAAAAAAGGCCAGUUUAAAAUGCCAAAAUUUGACAUAUCCCUCCCAAAAUUGAAGUCACCAGAGGGUGAGCUCACUCCAGAGGGACCUGAAAUCAAAGGUGGUACAAUAAAGAUGCCAAAAACUGAUAUUUCUCUCCCUCAAGGAAAGGUUGAGGGGGAUUUGAAUAUUGAGGGAGGUGAAGGACUGAAAGGAAAAUUCACCAUACCUUCUGACAUCUGUCCUCCUAAAAUGAAGCUGCCAGAGGCAAAGGGAGGAAAGAUUGAACUGCCAUCCAUUGACCUCUCAAUUGCCAAAGGGAAAGUAGAAGGGGACCUUGAAGGCUCUGGUAGAAAAGGAGCCAAGUUCAAGAUGCCCACUUUUGACAUCUCUUCGCCAAAGAUUAAGUCCAAAGACGGAGAAGUUAAUAUCGAAGGUCCACAAGUCAAAGGUGGAGCAGAGUUUGGGACAGCGUCACUCGACACAUCUCUCCCUGCAGUGAAAUCACCUGAAGGAGAAGUGACAAUCAAAUGCCCAGAAACUAAAGGAGGAAAGUUCCAAAUGCCCUCUUUGAGCUUGUCACUACCAAAGAUCAAAUCAAAGGGGGGUGAUGUCAACAUCAAAGGUCCUGAGUUGAAAGGAGGAAAGAUUGAGAUACCCGCCGUUGACGUUUCACUUCCCAAAGGAAAAAUAGAGAAAGACAUAAAUAUUGAAGGAGAGGGUGGAAACGGAACUAAAUUCACCAUGCCCUCAUUUGACAUCUCUCUUCCCAAGGCCAAGUCACCUGAAGCAGAUCUAAGUUUGGCAGGAGAUGGGCUCAUUGAAGGCACUGAAGGCAAAGGAGGUAAAUUCAAAAUGCCCAAAUUUGAUGUCUCACUACCAAAAGUGAAAUUUCCAGAGGGUGAUGUGCACCUACAAGGACUGGAUAUAAAGGCAAAAAAGAUUGAGAUGCCAGACAUUGAUAUUUCCUCCUCUAAAGAAAAAGCAGAGGGAGAGUUUGAGGUUGGGGGAAUUGAAAAAGGGGGGAAAUUCCAUAUACCCUCUGUAGGUAUUUCUCUACCCAAGAUGAAAUCUAAGGGGGGAGAGGUAAAUAUUGAUGGACCUGAGAUGAAAGAAGGAAAGCUCAAUAUGCCAGACAUUGACCUUUCACUCCCUAAAGGAAAAGUAGAAGGUGAUGUCAACAUUGAGGGCUCUGAGAUUAAGGGGGGUAAAUUUAAAAUGCCCAAAUUUGAUAUUUCACUACCAAAGAUGACUCUUCCUGAAGGAAACAUCAAUAUGAAAGGACCAGAGGUGAAAGGAAACAUUGAAAUGCCAACCACUUCUAUUGAUCUUCCGAAAGGAAAAGCUGACGGUGAUGUCACUAUUGAGGGCCCUGAUGGAAAAGGAGGUAAAUUCAAACUGCCCAAAUUUGAUGUUUCAUUACCAAAGAUGGAUCUUCCAGAGGGUGAUGCCAAUAUGAAAGGAUCAGAGAUGAAAGGAAAGAUUGACAUGCCCUCAAUCAAUAUCUCUCUUCCUAAAAUGAAAACCAAGGGACUGGAUGUUGAUAUUGAAGCACCUGAAGCCCAAGGCGGAAAGUUCAACAUGCCAUCACUUGACGUUUCGCUACCAAAAAUUAAAUCACCAAAAGGGGAAGUUAGCAUAGAGGGGGCUGAUUUGCCAAGUACCGACAUUUCCCGUCCUACAGGAAGCAUUGAGGGUGAUGUCAAUAUUGAGGGUCCUGAGGUAAAAGGAGGUAAAUUCAAAAUGCCCAGAUUUGAUUUAUCACUACCAAAGGUGAAUCUUCCACAAGGUGAUGUCAACAUAGGUGGAGCAGACAUGAAGGGAGGGAAAAUUGAGAUGCCAGAUAUUGAUAUUACACUCCCUAAAGGAAAAGUCAAGGGAGCGAUUGAGACUGAGGGACAUGUUGGCAAAGGAGGUAAAUUCCAUAUGCCCUCUAUUAAUAUCUCCCUUCCUAAGAUGAAAGCUAAGGGAGGAGAGGUGAAUAUUGAAGGACGUGAGAUGAAAGGAGGAAAGCUCAACAUGCCAGACAUUGAUCUUUCACUGCCUAAAGGAAAAGUAGAGGGUGAUGUCAACAUUGAGGGACCCAAAAUAAAAGGAAGUAAAUUUAAAAUGCCCAAAUUUGAUGUUUCCCUACCAAAGGUAAAUCUUCCAGAGGGUGAUGUCAAUGUGAAAGGACCAGAUAUGAAAGGAAACAUUGAAAUGCAAACUACUGACAUUUCUCUCCCAAAAGGAAAAGUAGAGGGAGAUAUUGAAAUUGAAGGACAUGGGAGCAAAGGGGGCAAGUUCCAUAUGCCUUCCAUUAAUAUUUCUCUUCCUAAAAUGAAAACCAAGGGAGCUGAUAUUGAUGUUGAUGUUGACAUUAAAGGUCCUAAAAUCAAAGGUGGAAAGAUUGAGAUACCAACCACUGACAUCUCACUUCCGAAGGGAACAUGUGAGGGGGAUUUUAACAUUGAGGGCCCUGAUGGAAAAGGAGGUAAAUUCAAAAUGCCCAAAUUUGAUGUUUCAUUACCAAAGAUUACUCUUCCUGAGGGUGAUGUCAAUGUGAAAGGACCAGAUAUGAAAGGAAAGAUUGACAUGCCCUCAAUCGAUAUCUCUCUUCCUAAAAUGAAAACCAAGGGACUGGAUGUUGAUAUUGAAGCACCUGAAGUCCAAGGUGGAGAGUUCAACAUGCCUUCACUUGAUGUUUCACUACCUAAAAUUGAAUCACCCGAAGGGGAGGUCAGCAGAGAGGGUCCUGAUGUGCCAAGUAUUGACAUUUCUCUUCCAAAAGGAAAGGUUGAAGGUAAAGUCAAUGUUGAGGGUCCUGAGGUAAAAGGAGGUAAAUUCAAAAUGCCCAAAUUUGAUGUUUCACUACCAAAGAUGAAUCUUCCUGAGGGUGAUGUCAAUGUGAAAGGACCAGAUAUGAAAGGAAAGAUUGACAUGCCCUCAAUCGAUAUCUCUCUUCCUAAAAUGAAAACCAAGGGACUGGAUGUUGAUAUUGAAGCACCUAAAGUCCACGGUGGAAAGUUCGACAUGCCUUCACUUGAUGUUUCACUACCUAAAAUUAAAUCACCCGAAGGGGAGGUCAGCAGAGAGGGUCCUGAUGUGCCAAGUAUUGACAUUUCUCUUCCAAAAGGAAAGGUUGAAGGUAAAGUCAAUGUUGAGGGUCCUGAGGUAAAAGGAGGUAAAUUCAAAAUGCCCAAAUUUGAUGUUUCACUACCAAAGAUGAAUCUUCCUGAGGGUGAUGUCAAUGUGAAAGGACCAGAUAUGAAAGGAAAGAUUGACAUGCCCUCAAUCGAUAUCUCUCUUCCUAAAAUGAAAACCAAGGGACUGGAUGUUGAUAUUGAAGCACCUAAAGUCCACGGUGGAAAGUUCGACAUGCCUUCACUUGAUGUUUCACUCCCCAAAAUUAAAUCACCAAAAGGGGAGGUCAGCAUGGAGAGUCCUAAUAUGCCAACUAUUGACAUUUCUCUUCCAAAAGGAAAGGUUGAAGGUGAUGUCAGUGUUGAGGGUCCUGAGGUAAAAGGAGGUAAAUUCAAAAUGCCCAAAUUUGAUGUAACACUACCAAAGGUGAAUCUGCCACAAGGUAAUGUCCACCUAGCUGGAGCAGACAUGAGGGGAGGAAAAACUGAGAUGCCAGAUAUCGAUAUUACACUCCCUAAAGGAAAAGUAGAGGGCAGGAUAGAGACUGAGGGGCAUGCUGCCAAAGGAGGUAAAUUCCAUAUGCCCUCUAUUAAUAUCUCCCUUCCUAAGAUGAAAGCUAAGGGAGGAGAGGUGAAUAUUGAAGGACCUGAGAUGAAAGGUGGAAAGCCCAACAUGCCAGACACUGAUCUUUCACUGCCUAAAGGAAAAGUAGAGGGUGAUGUCAACGUUGAGGGACCCAAAAUAAAAGGGAGUAAAUUUAAAAUGCCUAAAUUUGAUGUUUCACUACCAAAGAUAAAUCUUCCAGAGGGUGAUGUCAAUGUGAAAGGACCAGAUAUGAAAGGAAACAUUGAAAUGCCAACCACUGACAUUACUCUCCCGAGAGGCAAAGUAGAGGGAGAUAUUGAAAUUGGAGGACACGAAGGCAAAGGAGGCAAGUUCCAUAUGCCCUCCAUUAAUAUCUCUCUUCCUAAAAUGAAAUCCAAAGGAGCUGAUAUUGAUGUUGAUGUUGAAGGUCCUAAAAUUAAAGGUGGAAAGAUUGAGAUGCCAACCACUGACAUCUCAAUUCCAAAGGGAACAUGUGAGGCGGAUGUUAACAUUGAUGGUCCAGGUGGAAAAAGUGGUAAAUUCAAACUGCCCAAAUUUGAUGUUUCAUUACCAAAGAUGAAUCUUCCAGAGGGUGAUGUCAAUGUGAAAGGACCAAAUAUGAAAGGAAAGACUGAAAUGCCCACAAUCGAUAUCUCUCUUCCUAAGAUGAAAACCAAGGGACUGGAUAUUGAUAUUGAGGGAGCUGAAGUCAAAGGUGGAAAGUUCGACAUGCCUUCACUUGAUGUUUCACUCCCUAAAAUUAAAUCACCAAAAGGGGAGGUCAGCAUAGAGAGUCCUAAUAUGCCAAGUAUUGAUAUUUCUCUUCCAAAAGGAAAGGUUGAAGGUGAUGUCAGUGUUGAGGGUCCUGAGGUAAAAGGUGGUAAAUUCAAAAUGCCCAAAUUAGAUGUUUCACUACCAAAGGUGACUCUACCACAAGGUGAUGCCAAUGUGAAGGGGCCAGAAAUGAAAGGGAACAUUGAAAUGCCGACCAUUGAUAUUUCUCUUCCAAAAGGAAAAGUGGAGGGAGAUAUUGGGAUUGAUGGACAUGGAGGAAAAGGAGGCAAGUUCCAUAUACCUUCCAUUGAUAUCUCUCUUCCUAAAAUGAAAACCAAGGGAGUUGAUGUUGAUGUUGAAGGACCUGAAAUCAGAGGUGAAAAGAUUGAGAUGCCAAAUAUUGACAUUUCACUUCCAACAGGAAAAGUUGAAGGUGAUGUCAACAUUGAGUGUCCUGAUGGAAAAGGGGGUAAAUUUAAAAUGCCAAAAUUUGACCUUUCCUUACCGAAGAUGAAUCUCCCUGAAGGUGAUUUGAAUGUCAAAGGAAAGACUGAAAUCCCAUCUGUGGACAUUUCACCCCCCAAGGGAAAAAUUGAAGGCCCUGGUGGAAAAGGUGGAAAGUUCAAAAUGCCCAAAUUUGAUGUGUCCCUUCCAAAGAUGAAUCUUCCAGAGAGUGGCGUCAAUUUGGCAGGACCAGAAAUGAAAGGAAACAUUGAAAUGCCAGCCAUUGAUAUUUCACUCCCAAAAGGAAAAAUAGAAGGAGAUUUUGAGAUUGAAGGACCGGGAAACAAAGGAGGAAAGUUCCAUUUACCUUCUAUCAAUAUCUCUCUUCCUAAACUGAAAACCAAGGGUGUUGAUGUUGAUGUUGAAGGACCUAAAAUCAAAGGGGAAAAGAUUGAGAUGCCAGAUAUUGACAUUUCACUUCCAAAAGGAAAAGUUGAAGGUGAUGUCACUAUUGAGGGCCCUGAUGGAAAAGGAGGUAAAUUCAAAGUACCAAAAUUUGAUAUUUCAUUACCAAAGAUGAAUCUUCCAGAGGGUGAUGUCAAUGUGAAAGGACCAGAGAUGAAAGGAAAUAUUGAUAUUCCUUCAGUCGAUAUCUCGCUUCCUAAAAUGAAAACCAAGGGACUGGAAUUUGAUAUGGAAGCACCUGAAGUCAAAGGUGGAAAAUUCAAAAUGCCAUCACUUGAUGUUUCAUUGCCUAAAAUUAAAUCACCAAGAGGGGAAGUUAGCAUAGAGGGGGCUGAUUUGCCAAGUACCGACAUUUCCCAUCCUACAGGAAGCAUUGAAGGUGAUGUCAAUAUUCGGGGGCCUGAGGUAAAAGGUGGUAAAUUCAAAAUGCCCAGAUUUGAUUUAUCACUACCAAAGGUGAAUCUUCCACAAGGUGAUGUCAACACUGGUGGAGCAGACAUGAAGGGAGGAAAAAUUGAGGUGCCAGAUAUUGAUAUUACACUUCCUAAAGGAAAAGUCGAGGGAGGGAUUGAGACUGAGGGGCAUGUUGGCAAAGGAGGCAAAUUCCAUAUGCCCUCUAUUGAUAUCUCCCUUCCUAAGAUGAAAGCUAAGGGAGGAGAGGUGAAUAUUGAAGCACCUGAGAUGAAAGGAGAAAAGCCCAACAUGCCAGACAUUGAUCUUUCACCGCCUAAAGGAAAAGUAGAGGGUGAUGUCAAUAUUGGGGGUCCCAAAAUAAAAGGGAGUAAAUUUAAAAUGCCCAAAUUUGAUGUUUCCCUACCAAAGGUCAGUCUUCCAGAGGGUGAUGUCAAAGUAGAAAGACCAGAGAUGAAGGGAGGAAAUGUUGAGAUGCCAUCUGUGGAUAUUUCCCUUCCCACAGGAAAAGCAGAGGGAAGUGUCAGUGUUGAAGGACUGUCAGGAAAAAGAGGAAAGUUUGAAAUGCCCGAAGUUGAUGUAACACUCCCAGAAAUAAAAACAAAAGAAGCAGAUGUCAAUAUAAAGGGCCCUGAGGUCAGAGGUGGCAGUUUUGAGAUGCCUGAAAUAGAUGUCUCACUACCCAAAAAGGCAGUAUCUGGUGAAGUAGAGUUGGAUGCAACUGGUAAAAAAAGUGGUAGGCUCCACAUGCCAAUUCUUGAUAUCAAUGUCCCCAAAUUUGAUAUUGACCUUAGCCUCCCAUCCGGACACAAAGACAGCCCCAAGGUAGAUUCUGGUAGUGUUGAUGCAUCUGGAAAUCUUGAGAUAUCUAGUGGUCAUUUUAGAAUGCCCUCCUUGCCAAAGAUAGGCACAAAAGGCAAAGAUGAUAUAAAUGCUGCCCUAGCUGUCAAAGGAGAUGCUAAGCUGCCCAAAGGGAAAAUUAAGGGUAUGGGCAUUGAAACGGGUACUGUAGAGGCUACAAGUGGAUCCAUUAAACUUCCCACUGUCAAACUACCAACGGUUGACAUCUCAGCUCCGAAGGUAGAUUUUGGCCUCACCAAAACAAAAGGGGAUGAUGUGGAGGUGGAGCUUCUUAAGGCAGAGGGCGGGAGGCCUUCCUCGGGCGGCAGCUUUGAUUUGCCCGAUGUCUCCCUCAAAAUGCCCAAAUUCUCUCUACCAAAGUUUGGUGGGAAGGCCAAGAGCAGUGACCUGGAGAUAGAGGGACAGGCACCCAAGGGAAAUAUUUCCCUCAGUCCACCACAUGCAGAAGGAGAGCUCAGAGCACCAUCUGUAGAGUUCGAUGGUGAUGGGAAAGUUAAAGUAAAAGCAAAAAAGCCUAAAAUCAAAAUGCCUUCAUUUGGAAUAUCUAAGAAGGAUGACAUGUCCUUGUCUUGUCCUGAGGUGGACGUUAAAGUGAAGAAGGGUAAAAUUGACACUCCUCAGCAUGAGGUGAGAGUAGAUGAUAAAACUAAAUACAAGGUGAAAUUCCCCAAAUUUAAAAUAUCAUCGAAGGGGUUUGGGUCUAAAGAGGGAGAUUUACGCAGGCCAAGUGGUGACCUUGACACUAAAGCUAAGGUCAAGAUGCCCUCUGUUGAGCUGUCACUACCAGUAGCAAAGUCUCCAGAAACAGAGGUCCUUCUCCCCAAAUCUGAAGUUGACGUCUCAGAGGCUGAUAUCAGAGGCUAUGAGGGAAACCUCAAGAUCCCUAAAUUACCCACAAUUGAUGUCUCUGUCCCCAAGAUAGAUUUGGAUAUAUCUCUGCCUAGAGUUAAGCAUGAAACGAAGACUGACGGAGAAAGUGGUAAAUUCAGAAUGCCAAACAUUAAAAUGCCUGACAUUGACCUGCCACUUCCCAAGGGAAAAACAAUUGACAUCAAAGGAAGUGAGAUUGAAGCUGAGGCAGAGGGAGGGAAGUUCAAGAUUCCUCACAUCAACAUGCCCGAUGUGGAUAUAUCCCUUCCAAAAGGAAAGUCUGCCAAAUUCAAAGAACCAGAAGUGGACCUCGAAGGAGAUGGAGGAAAAAUCGAGAUGCCACAGAUCACAAUGCCAUCAAUAGACAUUUCUAUUCCCAAAGGCCGACUGAGGGACCCGAGUCCAUCAGAUACUCAACCAGAAAGGGAGGGAGGUGUCAAGUUUAAAGUGCCUCAUGUCAAAAUGCCAAAUGUUGACAUAAUUCUACCAACAGUAAAAAUGGGAAGGAGUGAGACACCACAUAUGGAUGUAGAGGUUGAGGGUGGAAAAUCUAGGUUAAAAAUGCCAAAAGUCAAUAUAUCUCUGCCCAAAGGAAAAACUGUUGAAGUUGAGGGUCCAGAUGUCAAGAUAGGGGGUAAAGGAGAUAAAUUUAAAAUGCCUCAUAUUAGAAUGCCUGAUGUUGAUAUCUCACUGCCCAAAGGAAAGUUAGAGGGCCCAGCAGUGGAGUUUGAAGGGGAAGGUGGAAAACUUGAAAUGCCACAGUUUACGAUGCCCUCCAUUGAUGUGUCACUACCAAAAGUAAAAACUGGAAAAAUGGAAGGACCGCAAAUGGAGAUAGAAGGAGAUGGAGCAGGAAAAUUUAAGAUCCCCGAUAUGAAAGUCUCUGAUGUAGACAUAUCUCUUCCCAAAGAAAAUACAGGGAAGAUUGAAGGGCCAGAGAUGGAUAUCAAAGUAGAGGGUGGGAAAUUCAAACCACCACUGAUUAAUAUGCCAACCUUGGACAUAUCACUGCCCAAAGCAAGGUUUGGGGGGAUAAAGUCACCAGAAGUGGAUGUUGAGGGAGAGAGAGAAAAGUUCAAAAUGCCUCAUGUAAAAAUUCCAAAUAUUGACAUUUCUCUCCCAAAAGGAAAAGGUGGAAAUGUUGAAGGAGCGGACCCUAAGAUAGAGGGGGAAAGUGGUGGGAAGUUUAGGUUACCAGGUGUAAAAAUGCCAAGCAUUGACAUUUCACUGCCUGCUGUACAAACUGGAAAAACUGACACACCAGAUAUAGUUGUGGAGGUUGAAGGAGAAGAAGCCAAGUUUGAAAUGCCAGGUAUCAAAAAGCCAAAAGUCGAUAUUCCACCACCCAAAGGAAAAACUGUUGAGAUUAAAGGUCCAGAAGUCAAGAUAAAAGGUGGAGGAGAGAAAUCCAAAAUGCCUCUUAUGAAAAUGCCUGAUGUUGACAUAUCGCUUGCCAGGACAAAGCCGGGCAAAGUUGAAACUCCUGAUACAGAAUUAGAAGGAGAGGGAGGGAAGUUCAAGAUGCCUCAUGUCAAAUUACCCAAAGUGGACAUUUCACUACCAAAAGGAAAGGCUGAGGUUGAAGGGCCUGAGAUGAAGCUAAAGACAGGUGGAGGGGAAUUUAAAAUGCCUCACAUGGCAGUGCCCUCUGUGGACAUGUCAUUGCUAAAAGGGAAAUCUGGGAAGGCUGAAGGUCCAGAGGUAGAAAUUGAGGGAGAUGAUGGAGCAUUCAAGACGGCUUAUGUCAAAAUGCCAAAAGUUGAUAUAUCUCUUCCAAAGGGAAAAGUUGAUAUCGAUGCAUCAACUGCAAAAGAGGGGGCCAAGGGAGGAGGCAAGAUCAAAAUGCCUCAUAUUAAGAUGCCUCAUGUUGAUGUAUCACUACCCACAUGGAAAUCAGGGGAAAUGGAAGGCCCAGAAAUUGACACAAAAGGGGGUGGAGGCAAAUUUGAAACACCACAUGUCAAAGUGCCAAAAGUAGAUGUUUCACUUCCUGAAAUAAAUAUUAGAGAUCUUAAAGCACCAGAUGUGAAUAUUGAUGUCAAGGAAGGAAAAUUCAAAGCGCCAGACGUCGAACUGCCAAAUGUGGAUAUAUCAGUGGCAAAGGGGAUGUCUACUGAUACAGAUAUCAAAUUACCCAAGGCUGAGACAGAGGGCGACAUUAAGGCACCACAGGUUGAUGUGGUCCUUGAUGUGAAUAUUGGUAAAUCUAAACAAAAAACAGAAUAUCAUGGGAAAACUGACCUCAGUGACGAGGGAGAGCAUAAGGGUUUGAAACUUAGGAUGCCAACAAUAGACAUCAAAGGUCCAAAAGGAGACCUGGAGCUCGAUAUAGGGCUUCACAGAGGUGAAGACAAAAAGGACAGAAAGAAGAUUGAACUACCUGACUUGGAUCUCAAUACAACAGGUACCACCGGCAAAGUAAAGGGGCCUAAAAUAAAAGGAACCAAAUUCAAGAUUGGAAUGCCAAAAAUGAAAAACAACAGUGAUGCAAAAGUGGAAAUGAAAAAGCCUGGAAAAGAGAAGGAUGAUGAAGGGGUGAGUGGUCGAUUCAAAAUCAAGAAAACCAAACCUGACAAAGGAAGCAUUGAGCUACCAGAGGUUGAAUUAGGCAGUACAGCACUUCCAAACGCUUCCCUCCCCGAUGUGGAAUUCUCCGGUCCUUCACAAGACUCGGGUGCGAAGUCCACAGGAGUAGGUGGAGAGAGCAGCCUCUCAAUCCCCAGUGUAGAAGUCAAAUCCCUCAGGACCCUGGACAUGGAUUUUAAUAUCGGCACAUCACAUGAUGAGAAGGAGAAAUCAGCAAAAGGCCAGAAAGUAAAAAUCCCUAAAUUUGGUGUCCCAUUACCUUCCAUCGCCUCUCCUGAAGCAGGAAUUCAUGUUUAUGGGAAAGAGCUUGGGUAUGAAGGCCCUAAGAUGCCCAAAAUAAAGAAAGCUGUAUUUGUGCUGGUAGACCCUCCUCAAACAGACCAAGCAGACAUGUCAGCAGGAGCCCAAGAAGGGCAGGCAUCAACAGAGGCAGAAGUAAGCAAUGUCAAAGUAAAGAUGCCCAAAAUCAAAAUGAAGCAGACCUUCGGGAAGUUGAGCUCCAAAGAUAAAGGAGCAGCAGCAAGCUCAGAGGGAGAGAUGGAGGGAGAGGAAAAGGUAAAAGGUGGAAAGAUUAAAAUGCCCAAACUGUCAUUUUCACAUGCCAAGUCAGGCUCAUUUGAUGUCAAGCUUGAGGGUGAAGGUUCAAGUUCAAGCCUCAAUGGCGAGAGAGAGGCAAGUCUCCACAACGGAGCCAAAGAUGACAAAGAAAGGACCAGCAGUAAAAUCAAACUGCCCAAGGUGGCGUUCUCCUCUCCAUAUGCUAAAAUUGGUGCCAGGGAGGAGGAUGCAGAAAUGAAAGAGGCAAAGGUCAAACCAGAAGAGAUGUCUGCUCAUUUGAGUAAAAAGAGGGGUGAUGUGGGAGGAGAAGAAGAAGAAGAGGCAGAGAUGGUAGCCAGGGAGGAUGUGGUAUCUUCACAUGCCAGGAUAGAGAUGCUGGAACGGGACAGCUCGGAGUCUCCUGCUCUGCUGUCCACUAGCUUCACCAUGGAGUCAAGGUCAGAACAGUCCCACGGUUCUUCUUGGUUCAAGGUCCCCAAAUUCACGCUGAAGCCACACUCCACAGGCUUCCUCCAGAUAACCCCCGAGGGCUCUCCCCAGGCCCGGCGGCGGGGUGAGGUGGGGGGUGAAGGGGAGCUGUCCGGAACCUUCUGCCUGCACACCUCCGGGCUGGACUUCGCCACCCAGAAGGUGUCGGAGGAGCGCCACAUCUCCUCCGACCAGGAAGGGACUGUCACCUUGUUGACCAAGACCACCAGAACCACCCGACACAUGGUUGCCACGGAAACGCGGACCGGCGAGGCCACGACGACCACGACGACCACCCACGCCGUGUCGGACUUCUAA
Lampris incognitus (smalleye Pacific opah) is the source of this 14247-nucleotide messenger RNA. RefSeq names its product periaxin (gene prx). NCBI's taxonomy places the organism in Eukaryota, Metazoa, Chordata, Actinopteri, Lampriformes, Lampridae. Gene Ontology annotation, cellular component: cytoplasm; nucleus. The transcript is spliced from 11 exons. Gene Ontology annotation, molecular function: protein binding. The record is from RefSeq and is a predicted model, not a curated record. Gene Ontology annotation, biological process: regulation of RNA splicing. The coding region runs from base 1 to 14247 and encodes 4748 amino acids.